Molecule: messenger RNA, 6440 nt
Organism: Toxorhynchites rutilus septentrionalis
Lineage: Eukaryota; Metazoa; Arthropoda; Insecta; Diptera; Culicidae
Product: GTP-binding protein 2
Exons: 4
Coding region: 254-1900 (548 amino acids)
Biological process (GO): translational elongation
Molecular function (GO): GTPase activity; translation elongation factor activity; GTP binding
Source: RefSeq, a predicted model, not a curated record
GCAAGCAUUCGAACGUCAUACCGUCUGCCCGCUUCGUUUGUGCUGGCAAAAAUGUCCACAUAGCAAAGUUUAUUUUUAUUACACAAAGCAGCAGCAGAACGGUGAAGCUGGUUUUGCCGUUCUCUGCACAUCGAAAGUGAAAAAAUUGCAGAAGAAACAGUGCUCGAAAAUAUUUACAUUCUUCAGACGCGGGAAUUAUUGGCGGAGCAAAUUAUACUUUGCAAAAACUGGUAACCAUUGAGGACAACUAACGAUGAGCUCGUUCUUCGAUUUAUUUGACCCGACAGCCUGCUCGUCAGGAGGGUCUCUUAACAACAAUGACGAUGAUGACGACAUGUUCCUUUCGUAUGACGAAUUCCUCUGCAAGAACGAAACCAAACAUCCGGUGCAGAUUCCCACAAGACCCAACCACAAUCGUCAUCAUCGCCAUCAACAGCAUCAAAACUUUGUGCAGCAGUAUUCACCCACAUCGACACUGAUUGAUUUUGAUCUGGACAUCCUUCCGCCAGAGCCCCAGCUGGGCAACAUCGAGUACAAACUGAAGCUGAUUAAUCCCUCCAAGCAGCGAUUUGAGCAUUUGGUAACUCAGAUGAAAUGGCGCCUGAGGGAGGGUAACGGGGAGGCAAUCUACGAGAUUGGCGUUUCCGAUUCGGGCCAGCUGCACGGUCUCAGCGAGGCCGACAUGAACUGCUCGCUGCAGACGCUGAAUCAGAUGGCACGAAAGUUGGACGCAUCGACGUCGGUACUGCGGCGUAAAAUCCUCGCAGCCGGACGGUCGGUAGUGGAGGUGUUGGUGAGGAAAAUUCCGGACGAUCAGCAUAACAUAGAGGUGCGAGUGGCUGUGUUGGGUGGCGCUGAUGCGGGAAAAUCCACCUUGCUGGGAGUGUUGACACAAGGGGAGUACGACAAUGGAAGAGGACGAGCGAGACUGAAUAUGUUUCGCCAUAUGCACGAGAUCCAGACGGGCCGAACGUCUUGUAUUUCCCAUGAAACGUUGGGUUUUGAUCAACAGGGAAACGUAAUCAACUACAAAUUCAACGAGAUGAUGACAGCGGAGGAAAUAAGUGACAAGUCUACCAAGCUGGUGACAUUCAUGGAUUUGGCCGGUCACCGGCGUUAUUUGAAGACCACAGUGCAAGCUCUGUCCGGAUAUUCCCCCCACCACGCAAUCAUAGUGGUGGCCGCUGGAAGUGACAUUAGCAAUAUGACUAAGGAACAUCUUGCAAUUGUUCAUGCGCUGGAUAUGUCCUAUUCCAUUGUGGUUACUAAAGUUGAUCUCGUUCCACCGGAUGAGGUUCUGUUCGAACUGAAGAGUCUGCUAACUGCCGUAGGCUACCGAAAAGUGCCAUACCUGAUUUCCAACGAAGAUGACGUACUGAACGCGAACGCACAUCAAAGCCUGGAACAGAUCGUACCGAUUUUCUGCGUUUCGAAUGUCAGUGGUGAUGGACUGGAUCUGUUGACCAAGUAUCUUUACGUGCUCUCGCCGGGAAUCAGCAAUUCGGAGAAGGAACGGCUCGAGCAGGAGCCGAUCGAGUUUCAGAUCGAUGAGAUUUUUAAAGUGGCCGAGGUUGGGCCUGUGGUUGGAGGGCUUCUGUGCAAAGGUGUUCUGACAGAGAACAUGCAGCUGAAGAUUGGACCUCUCCAGGAUGGGACGUUCUUCCCUGUGACAGUACAAACUAUUCAUCGCAACAAAGCUCCGUGUCGGGUAGUACGAGCAGGCCAGAGCGCUUCGCUGUCGUUCUACCCUACCGACAAUUUGCCACCGCUGCGCAGUGGCAUGGUAAUACUGCCAGAUUAUGACGAUGAAAAUGACGCCUAUGGGUCAUUUUUCUUCCAGGAGUCCAAAAUGAUCGGCUGUGGGUGCCGAUAUUGGCUGGCAUUCCCCCGUCCCACAUAAACAUCCCGCGGUUCCAGAGCGUCGGUGAUGGGGGGUCGUAUCCAGGCGUGGGAAGCUUCCACUGGUGUUUAUCGAGAAAAACGUGAAAAUCAACGCCGCGUACUAUAAAACCGAGGUUCUGGAGAAGGUUGUGGCCCGACACUUUGGGACCUCUAUGGGAAGAAACAUUACGUCCUUCAACAGGACGGCGCAUCAGCCCACAUGACGAAUAUCGUACAAGCGUGGUUUCGGAAGAGUUUGACUGAUUUUCUCGAUAAAACUCCUAGCUUCCCGGACUUUAAUUCCCUGGACUCUUACGUAUGGUCGUACAUACUGGCCUAGCAGAGGGCGUAAAUGGUUCCUCUUUCCCGAGUUUUCUCAGGUUUUUUUUCAAACAAAAGAUAAUGGUCCCACCUCAUUACCCUACAAAGGUUUGAGAGGGACGACUUAUCUUAUUGAUAACUAGCAGACCCGGCGAACUUCGUCCCACCCACAAUUGAUAUUUUGAGUUAAAUCAUUUCGAACACUCAUGUUCCCACAAAUUAUUUUUAUGUACGUGAUCUAUACUCGUGGUAUAUAAUUUCUUUUAUGACAUAUAAACCUGGUGCAGACUAAGACGCAUCAAAUUUGAUACUGACUACUUAAAUCAGUUAAAUCGUGAGGAACGGACACCAAAUCAUUUAUCCUGUAUGAGAAAUGCCAAUCAGAUCGCUUGCUGUAGCGCCAGCCUAUAUACCCCCGCUAGCUUAUCGCUUAUUGAUGGUAAGGAUUUUCUGAAUUUACGACAGCAAAACCUCAUGCGAAACCAUGUUGGUAGAAUACUCGACUUAGCGUUCACCAAUAUAGCAUACGAUUCUAUUACGAUUAACUCUGCUCGGUUGCUUCGUGUUAAUUCUCAUCAUCCCCCGUUAGUGGUAUCGAUUUCAAACCCGGUUCCACCCGAUAACGCUCCUAAGAACAUUGACAGAAAUCACCUACAUGAAACUAGAUUUCGAUGACCUAUGCCACUAUCUCUCAAACACAGAACGGAAUUUUGUCAUGGAUGCUGAUUGCGUAUCUGUUGCAAUCUGUUGUGCAAAAUCGAUAGCUGCAUAGGAUUUAUAUGUAUCGACAAGAUUGACCUUUCUUUAAAUAAUUACUUUAGCGAAAUUAUUACAAAAAUUACGCGCUACUCUAUAUUCAUAACAUGGGAACAUAUGUGUCUUUACGUAAAAAUAUUUACUUUUAGCGUCAAAGCCAAAUACAUGGAGAAAAAUAGAAAGUCCUGUUAUGGCUAUGACCCAUAUGAAUGGAAGCAGAUUGAUUAUUCAAAAAAAUCCACAAGAACAGUGCAAAGUGCAAACUACGCAUUGCUAUUGUAUAGCCGGACUAGGCGAAGUGUGUUCCCAGGCUUUGUGCUUAUUUCCCUGGAAUGCUGGUCUCGUGAAGAAGUAGAUUUUUAUUGAGAGUGACUACCUUGAAAAACCUUGAAAACAAGGGUAUUUCAGGGAAUUUCGUCACCAAUCUGGAAAAAAUUAAAUUCCGUCAAUUAGAAUUUUGAUUAUUACAGUAAUUAGAAAAGUAGGAUUUAAUUCCGCUUCCUAGAGCGGCCCAAAGGAUCGAAUGAAAUUUUCCAGCUUGCGAUUUCGGCCAUGAACUGAGACUAAAAACCACCGCAAUUCACGUGCUAUUUUCGGACACUUUUAUAACUCGUAGCGCAGAGUAAAAAUUGCACUAAUUCGAUAACGAUGCUGAUUUUAUUUAUUUCACCUUCAGCGAUGGAAUAUUCCUCAAAAGACACCUUUUUCGAUUUAAUACAAUUUCAAAAUUCGUUUAAUCACCGUUCACGUUUAUACAAAAUGGAUUAGGUAUAAUAUAGGACUGAUCUCGUUCUUGUUUGGAAUUAGAAUCUGACAGUGUGAAGAUCAAACAGGGUUUUUUUCUUAUCUAUUGCGUAAACCAUUUUCUUGUUCGUUGUAUGGUUGGUUGAACUUUUAAGGCGGCACGAAAGUUUUUGGAUAUUCAUUUCAAUUUCGUUCACAGUAUAUGAUUUUGCCUGUAGGUGAACUUAGUCCUUCCGAAGGGUAAACAGCGUAAAAGUAGACGGCUUUUAUAUUUGCGCUGUUUUUGCUAGCAUUUGGCAUCAGUACCUGCAGUUUAGCUAUAACCAAUUCCCUUCCUUUUUUCUUCUUCAAAAACUAUCGAUAAAUUCAUGCUUGAAACUCAUACUAUCAAAGCUGUGUGGCCUGGAAACAGUUAUGUGUCACAACUGCUGAGAAAGACAUGGUUUUAUGGAAAGAAUGUUUCAUGAUAGCUAGAAUACUGUAAAAAUCUAGCACUGAUACAAUAUUGCGGCAACGAAAACAAUAAGUUUGCCCACUAUGAUCCGAAAAAUUACCGACUGGAGCAUUUCUGGAAAGGACAGGUUUACGGAACUUUUUAUCAGUCUUCUGUCUCUCAUGUGGAAAGCUCAACGGUGAGAAGGCUUUUCCAUCAAAAGCGAAUGUUCGGUUGUGCUGUGCGACAAAUUUAUUAUGCUACACUUCAUUUUGGAAGGAUAGAAUCGAUAGCAUCCAUACAAAUGAUGAGCUAGUUAAUUCAACUAGUUCGAAAUUCUCAUCCUCUUUAUCUAAAAGACAAGAAAAGUCGCAAGUCAUAUGCUGCAAAUGAAUCACAGUAUGGAAAUAUGAAUGGUUAGAAAGGAGCCGAAAGAUUGCAAUAUAAAGCAUUUCGUUAGAAUCGCAACAGUUUCCUGAAAAUAAUCCGAAUCAAAAUUAAAAUGACUCAUUCUGUACUAGUGUUUCAGACUCCUUCAAGAUAAUUGUGAACUGUAUUAAUAAAUCCAUAUUUUUAAAAUCUUUUACGACACUUCUCAGUCGCCGUUUAGGUCAAUUUAAAAUCACAAACAAUUCGAUAUCGUUGACGUUCUUAACUCUUUUACGGGUAGUGACAACUAUAUUGCCACCAACGUUUUUAUUUUUUCUCUUUAACGUUAAAUUAUCACUUCUAGCCUUAUGUGGUAACAAGUUCUGAUAUCUAGCAACAUGACUGAAUUUUUAGAGCGCGAAAAAAUCGAAAACUAUUCAUUUUGGAGCUAUUUUUGUGUUAACAACUCCCAAUUUAAAGCAGCAAGAGCAAAUUUCCCGAAAAGUCAUUGAGAAACUGUCAAUUUGUUGAUGUUUUCAAUACAUAUGAACUGUUAAGGACCUGCUGAGUCUGAUCAUGAGAUUUAUUAGUUGUUUUUGUUGAUACUAACAUAAAAAAAUCAUUUUAACCAUCAUGUGUUUACCGCUAGACAGGCAGGUGGCAACUAUAUUGUCACCAAUUUUUGAUUGAUGUUGAUAUUUUGAGUAUUGAAAAAAAAAUGUUUUUUUUGUGUAUUUUAGCAUGUAAACAUGUAAUCGUAUUGUAGUUUACGUUGAUUUACAUGCCUAGUUCUUACGACCUGUUAAAGGGUUAAAUUUCAUUGUUUAAGCUAACUGAAUGUUUUAGGAACUAUAACUAAAGUACUAGUAGAGCAUUUGAUAACUAGUCUACAUCUGAAUUUUUUUCUGAAAAAUUACUGGAAAAUCAGGGAGUAUCAGAGAAUUUGUAGUCGACACCCUGAUAUUGAACAUUCGUUUGCAGACAUCCUUCACCGGUGGUUAGUUCCGUCAAAAAAGCAGUUGAUUAUUGUGAAAUUAUGGACAUAUUCAAUCUACUUCCAUUGAUAUGGAUCAUAGCCAUAACGGAAAUUUCUAUUUUUCUCCGUGUAUAAGGCUUUGACGCUAAAAGUAAAUAUUUUUAUGUAAAGACACAUAUGUUCCCAUGUUAUUAAUAUAGAGUACCGCGUAAUAUUUGUAACUAUUUCGCUAAAAUAAUUAUCUAAACAAAGCUCAAUCUUGUCGAUCCAUAUAAGACCUAUGCACGCUUAGUGAAUUUAUUUUUGUUCAGAAAAAAAAUCCAAACGAAAAUUUUGUCUGAUAAUGAAUUUAUACACAGUGCAUUCAAAAAGUUCCGGGACAACCGCGCGCUAAAAUCGGGAAGUGACGCUAUCUCUGCUCAAACGCGCGAACUACUUUCCGCCAACUUCUGGCCAGCUACCGUUUCUACCGUGAACCGCUAUCUCGAUUCAGUAGCUAGUUUUGGCUGAUAAGAGUAACGCAGUGAUUUUUUGUCGCGUCACAAUUUUAAUUAUGGAGCAGAGAACCGCCAUCAAAUUUUGUGCCUCAAAAGUGUCCUGGAACGAUUAUUGGCAUCACCCAUCCCCCAUAUUCUCCGGACCUCGCCCUGGCAGACUUUUUCUUGUUUCCCAAGCUAAAGAACGCUAUGAAAGCGGACCGUUUUGACGAUGUCCCGGAACUUUUGAAUGCACUAUGUAAUGUUGAACACGUUGAAUUAUCAGUUGGGAGAGCAUUGGCCAUGUUGGAGUUGGAUAGAUGUUGUCGCAUUAUUAGUUCAUUCUUUAAUUUAUUAAAUGCUAUUUGACAUUCGGGGGUCCAGUCAAAUUUUACGUUUUUUCUUAGCAGUUUGUUCAAUGGGUGUGCUAUUUCUGCGAAAUUCGGUAUAAACCUUCGAUAAUAAUUACAGAAGGCUACAAAAC